Trichosurus vulpecula (common brushtail) is the source of this 531-nucleotide messenger RNA. RefSeq names its product nucleoporin NUP35-like. NCBI's taxonomy places the organism in Eukaryota, Metazoa, Chordata, Mammalia, Diprotodontia, Phalangeridae. Gene Ontology annotation, cellular component: nuclear pore nuclear basket; nuclear membrane; nuclear pore central transport channel. The transcript has 3 exons. Gene Ontology annotation, biological process: regulation of DNA-templated transcription; NLS-bearing protein import into nucleus; nuclear pore organization. The record is from RefSeq and is a predicted model, not a curated record. Gene Ontology annotation, molecular function: phospholipid binding; single-stranded DNA binding; structural constituent of nuclear pore. Bases 1 to 531 code for a protein of 176 amino acids.
AUGUGGACUGCUGAAAAAGGUUCGACUCACUAUACUAAGGCUGUGGUAGAAGUAAUUCCAAAUCAGAUAGCCAGGGCUUUGGAUGUAUUGGCUGACCAAGCCACUCAGACCAUGGAAGCAGUAACACAAAACUGGCUUGUGCUAGACUAUCUUCUGGCCGAAGAGGGUGGAGUCUCAAAUAUUGGUCAACCACGAAAGACUACUCUGUCUCCGGCUCAGUUGGAUCCCUUUUAUACUCAGGGGGAUUCCCUGACUUCAGAAGAUCACCUUGAUGAUACUUGGGUAACUGUAUUUGGGUUUCCUCAAGCAUCUGCUUCCUAUAUACUUCUUCAGUUUGCACAAUAUGGAAAUAUAUUAAAACAUGUGAUGUCUAACACAGGGAAUUGGAUGCAUAUUCGUUAUCAGUCCAAACUUCAGGCCCGGAAAGCCUUAAGCAAAGAUGGAAGGAUUUUUGGAGAGUCCAUCAUGAUUGGAGUAAAGCCUUGUAUAGAUAAAAGUGUUAUGGAAACCUUUGCACUUGUUAUCCUCUAA